AGAGUUUGUGUCACGUGAAAAAAUGUGACCAAUCACGAGCUUUUAUUUCCUUGGUAAUGUUUGCUCGGCAAUCUUCGUUGUUUUCUCUGACAAGCGUAGAAAAACUUUUCAUCAACAGCCGCCAUAUUGGAUGAAUAGGAGCCCAAAUUUUCAGGAACUGUGUUCUGAAUUUUGGCUUCUUUUUUCGUCUAGGCUGUCGUUUUUGGGACGACUGGUCACCUCCGUUCUUCAUGGAGUAACUCCGGUAAGGGAUUGGGAAGCCAUCCUCGUGUGAUUGCGGCUCCGGACGGCUCGAUGCUCGGGACUGCUUGCCUGGGCAGUCGCGGAGCGUUGAAGUUUUGAUGGGGUAGUGCGAUGCCGUAGAACGCGAUCAUGAAGAGACUGUCCCUGUGCCUUGACCAUGAAGAAGAAAAUCGGACUGUGCUACCAUAUAUUUGUGCGUGUGUUGGACCAUCAGAUCUUCUAAAAGUGUAUUGGUAUGUCGAAGGUUUAAAUUCUUGAUAAUCUUCCCCAUUCUUGAGCGCAUAGGGCAUCAGUGGUUUAGGCUUAUCAAUAUGGCUGACCAUCUUGUGGAUGGGCCGCCGAAUAAGCGGCAGAAGUUGGCAGAUACUGGCCUGUCGUCGGACAGUGCAGAUUUCAGCCGGCUGUGGGACCUGGAGAAUGAGCUGCCGGAAGAGCUCAUGGGUUCAGGAGGAGGCCCACCACUGGGUGACUUAAGUGGUGGCCCCACCCAAUCGACGGGUGCUGCCCAGCAAAAUGGCACAGGCGGUGAGGAGGCAACUGGUCCUCGGCAUCAACAAUUGUCGCAGCUGCUCCAAAGCAACACCAACCACGGCAGUCCAAAAGAGCUGGGUGGUGGCCCUAAGAGGAUCGGGGGGCCUAUGCUCAAUGGACCUAUGGGGCCCAUGGGACAGGCGAGGCCGCCCACGUCUCUAGGAGGCCUGCUCGGACCAAACUCCCCGCAUGGAGGUCCGUCUGGAAUGGUCGCAGCCCCACCUGGCAUGAAGGGGCCAGGUGGAGCCAUGGGCCAAGCAUCCUUCCACGGAGGUUAUGGCCAAGUGAUGUCAAUGGGCCAGUUGAGUCAAUCUCAGCAGAGGCCCAUGGGAGCCAACCUAGGAGCGGCGUUAGGCAUGCCCCCGCGCUACUCAAGUGUAGAUUCUUCGCAACUGCAAAACCAACACGGGCAGCCGCCCCCUCAGCAGGCGCAGCAGCUGGCUGGUCCUCCUAUGGGGCAGGCAGCUCCACCCCCGGGUGUGGCGCCCUCCCAGCAGCCGCCGCCUCCCCAUCCCGGUGGAGGUGGACCCCCACUUGGUGCACCUCCGUCGGCAGCAACCCCUUCAACAGCUGAUCCUGAGAAGCGCAAGCUUAUUCAGCAGCAGCUUGUGCUCCUGCUGCAUGCGCAUAAGUGCCAGCGGAGGGAAUCCCAGGCAGCUAAUGGAGAGGUUCGCCAGUGCUCAUUACCCCACUGCCGGACAAUGAAGAAUGUGUUGAACCACAUGACCAACUGCCAGGCGGGAAAGGCAUGUCCCGUGCCCCACUGUGCUUCCUCACGGCAGAUCAUCUCUCAUUGGAAAAACUGCACACGCAAUGACUGCCCCGUCUGCCUGCCCCUGAAGCAGGCCUCGGAUCGGCGGCAGCAGCAAGCUGGUGCUGCAGUGCCGCCUGGCCAAACGGGACAGGGCCCUGCACCAGCUGACAUGCAGCGGGCAUACGCUGCCCUGGGCCUUCCUUACAAUGCAGCGGGUGGGGCCUCGGUUGGCCAGCUGGUCAACCGGGGGCAGCCAGUUGCCCAGAUGAACGACCUGCAAGUGCCACCUGGGCCUAGCCAUUGCAGUCCUCAGGAUCUGCUGACAGGGCCAAGCCCAAAUUCUGUAGCUCCAUCUCAGGGGACUCCUCCUGCCGUGGUGUCCUCCAUGGCUGCCCAAGCACCUCAGAGGCCUCCCCUGGGACCUGCCACUCAAGGUGGGCCUCAAUCAUCGUUUGUUAGUGGGCCUACAUCACCAGCAGCAGCAAUGGCUGCUGCCAAAUUGAUGAAGGCUGUUCAGCAGCAGCAACAGCAGCAGCAGCAACAACAGCAGCAGCAGCAGCAACAGCAGCAAGGCGGCCCUGGGGCCGUGUCCAUAGUUCCCCCAAACCAAGUGGCACCCCCUGGGGGUGCGCCAGGUGGUGUCAGCCUAGCGCAGCCAACAGGGGGAGUCGCUAAGGACUGGCACCAGUCAGUCACCCGGGACCUUAGGCAUCACCUGGUGCUCAAAAUAGUGCAAGCCAUUUUUCCCACCCCCGAGCCAGCUACAUUGCAGGACCGGAGGAUGAACAAGCUAGUCGCAUAUGCCAAGAUGGUCGAGGGAGACAUGUACGAGAUGGCCAACAGCAGGGAGGAGUACUACCACCUUUUAGCAGAAAAGAUAUACAAGAUCCAAAAAGAACUCGAAGACAAGCGGCGCAAAAGCAAAGAGCAGUUGCAACUUCAGAUGCAGCAGCAGCAGCAGCAACAACAGCAGCAGCAGCAACAGCAACAACAACAGCAGCAGCAGCAACAACAGCAGCAACAGCAGAUGCAUGCUGGCACCCCUCCCAUGGGAGUCCCACCAAACACCCUGGCUCCUGGGGCGGCUGUGCCAGGCCGAGGGCCAGCACCUGGGUUAGGUGGAGGUGUCAACUCCCAGAUGCAGCCUGGAGCACCUUCUCAUCUGACUGGUGCCACUGGAGCAUUGGGUGUACCUCAGCGAAUGGCACCCCCCAACAUUACUGUACCAGGGCCUUUCCCCCCAAACUCCUUAGGGGCUCCCCCAGGGGCGCCGACUGGCUUUGGAGGACCACUGCAGCAGCAGCAGCAGCAACAACAGCAACAGCAGCAGCAGCAGCAGCCACCACAGCAGCAACAACAGCCCCAGCAGCCGCAGGCAGCAGCACCACCAAACUUUGGGGGUGUUGCUGGAGGGGGCAAUGCGAUGGCCGGAUCCCUGGAUGGAAGCAUGGGUGCACUCAACAGCCAGUUCCCACCGUCACAACAGUUUGAAGCCAUGAAACGACACUUGAUUCAGCAGCAAGCACAGCAACUCAUGAAUCAAACAAGUCAAGUGCAACUAGGUGGUGCAGCAGGCUCUGCAGCAUCUGCACAGAUAUCUCAGAUGCUACAGUCGCAGCUCAACUCAACACCAGUGAGCCAGUCUCAGGGGCAUCUGCAACAGCCCCAGCAGCCGCAGCAACAACCACAGCAGCAGCAGCUGGCUCCCCAGCAGACACCACCUGGCAGCACGGCGGGGCUUAUGCAGCAGUCGUCCAUUCUGGGCCAGGCUUCGACACCACAGCCGCAGGGCCCACCCAGCCAGCACCCUCCGCGAGCUUCGUCUGUGCCCUCGAGCUUAGGCGGCUCGCAACCACCGACACCAUUGGGGGCUCCGGUACCAGCACCACUGCCACCACCAUCCCAGCAACUGCCGGACCAGAUCCUUGCCACCGAGGACCCAGAAGAGUCUUCUAGGGGCCCUGACCCUGACCUCUCGCUCACCCUGUCUACACCUGAAGGUUCGGCUGCUACCACACCAGCACAGGGCAAGAAGUCCAUCGAAAACUUUGACAGCAGUUCAGGGGGACCCAAGUCAAUGAAAGAUGGAAGCAAGAUGGAGGUGGAUUGCAAACCAGACCUGCGCUCUAUAGGCAAAGGUGAAAAUAGGCUGGAAGGUCCCGGUGAGAAUGGGCUGCCAUCGUUCGGCCCAGUCAAGGAAGAGCCUCUCUCAGUGAAAGAGGAGCAUGUGUCCACCCCAGCCAGCAGCAUGGGUGGAGGAGACGCACCCACUCCUGCUGCCAAGCCCGACAUCAAGCCUGUAAUUGCCAAAACGGAGCCUGUCAGCACAGCAGCAGAGUCUUCCUCAUCUUCGUCCAUGUCUGCUAGCUCACCGCCAAAGCCUAGAUCUAAUAAAAAAGUAUUCAAGCCAGAUGAGUUGAGGCAAGCCCUGAUGCCAACAUUAGAAAAACUGUACAGACAAGACCCGCACUCUCUGCCUUUUCGGCAACCUGUGGACCCUCAACUACUUCAAAUUCCUGACUACUUUGACAUAGUCAAAAACCCAAUGGAUCUGUCCACCAUCAAACGAAAACUGGAUACCGGCCAGUACCAGGACCCCUGGCAAUACGUGGACGAUGUCUGGCUCAUGUUUGACAAUGCCUGGCUCUACAACCGCAAGACAUCUCGUGUCUAUCGCUACUGCACGAAACUUUCAGAGGAGUUUGAGCAGGAAAUUGAUCCCGUAAUGCAGUCCUUGGGGUACUGCUGUGGUCGCAAGUACGUUUACCAGCCUCAGGUACUUUGUUGCUUUGGCAAGCAGCUCUGUACCAUCCCUCGAGAUGCGAAGUAUUGGAGCUACCAGAACCGGUACACCUACUGCCAAAAGUGCUUUGCAGAAAUUCCCGGUGAUUCUGUUACCCUUGGAGAUGAUCCUACGCAGCCUCAGACAACCAUUCGUAAGGACCAGUUUGUUGAAAUGAAGAAUGACCACUUGGAGCUUGAGCCGUUUGUGGAAUGCCUCGACUGUGGUCGCAAGUUGCACCAGGUGUGCGUGCUGCACUUCGACUCCAUCUGGCCUGAAGGGUUUACCUGUGAUAAUUGCCUGAAGCAAAAGGGAAAGAAAAGGAAAGAAAACAAGUUUACUGCAAAGCGUUUGCCAACAUGCAAGCUGGCCAACUUCAUAGAAAAUAGAGUCAAUAUCUACUUGAAGAAGAAGGAAUCUGGAGCGGGUGAAGUCACAAUUAGGGUUGUAUCUUGUACAGAGAAGCUAGUGGAAGUGAAACCAGGCAUGAAGAUGAGAUAUGUGGAUACGGGGCACUGGCCUGAGCAGUUUCCCUAUCGUGCAAAGGCACUGUUUGCUUUUGAGGAGAUUGACGGUGUGGACACGUGCUUUUUUGGGAUGCACGUGCAAGAGUAUGGCUCAGAGUGUCAUCCGCCCAACACCCGUCGUGUGUAUAUAGCUUACCUGGACAGUGUGCAUUUCUUUAGGCCCAAGCGGUUUCGUACUGCCGUCUACCAUGAGAUCCUGCUGGGUUAUCUCGACUACGUCAAGCAACUCGGUUUUGCAAUGGCGCAUAUUUGGGCAUGUCCACCUAGUGAAGGGGACGACUACAUUUUCCACUGCCACCCUCCUGAGCAGAAAAUACCAAAGCCUAAGCGGCUCCAGGACUGGUACAAGAUGAUGCUUGACAAGGGCAUCAUGGAGAGAAUAGUGCUGGAGUACAAGGACAUUCUAAAACAGGCCACGGAGGACAACCUCAAGAGUGCCUGUGAGCUGCCCUAUUUUGAAGGCGACUUUUGGCCCAACGUGCUCGAGGAGAGCAUAAAGGAACUUGACCAAGAAGAAGAGGAGAAGCGGAAAGCUGCUGAAGCAUUGGCUGCAUCCGCUGCUGCUUCUGAAGGCAGUCAAGACGGCGAACCUGAGGGCUCUGAGCAGGGUGAAAAGAAAGGGCAGAAGAGUGGGCGUAACAAGAAGGCCAACAAAAACAAGAGCAACCAGCGGAAGAACAACAAGAAGUCUACGGUACCCCACACGGGGAAUGAUCUCUCUGCCAAGAUCUACUCAACCAUGGAGAAGCAUAAAGAGGUUUUCUUCGUGAUCCGGCUGCACUCUGCACAGGCUGCAGUCAGUCUGCCCCAGAUACACGACCCAGACCUCCUUAUGCAGUGUGACCUGAUGGAUGGUAGAGAUGCCUUUCUGACACUUGCCCGAGAGAAGCACUACGAGUUCUCAUCACUUCGGCGCGCCAAGUACUCGACCAUGGCCAUGCUUUACGAGCUUCACAACCAAGGCCAGGAUCGAUUUGUGUACACAUGCAAUAGCUGCAAAAGCCAUGUGGAGACACGUUACCACUGUACAGUAUGCGAUGACUUUGACUUGUGUGUGGCUUGCUAUGAUCGUGAAGGCCAUCCUCACAAAAUGGAGAAGUUGGGCUUUGACCUCGAUGAUGGGACCUCUGCAGCCGACCCCAAGCAGAGCAACCCGCAAGAGUCGCAGCGGCUGUCCAUACAACGCUGCAUCCACUCCCUGGUGCAUGCGUGCCAGUGCCGAGAUGCCAACUGCCGCUUGCCCAGUUGCCGGCGCAUGAAGCGGGUGGUGCAGCAUUCCAAGAGCUGCAAGCGCAAGACCAAUGGAGGUUGCCCCAUUUGCAAGCAGCUUAUCGCCCUGUGUUGUUACCAUGCCAAACACUGCCAAGAGGCUAAGUGUCCUGUACCCUUCUGUCUCAACAUCAAGCACAAGCUGCGCCAGCAGCAGCUGCAGCAACGCCUCCAGCAGGCGCAGAUCCUGCAGCGGCGCAUUGCCACUAUGCAGAACAGGGGAGCUCCUGCCCUGCCGCCGGCUACAAGUGCUUCUGUCUCCAUGUCGUCGGGGCCGCCCGCGCUUCCACCGGCUAGCACGCCUCCUGGUGGCAGUACCGGCAGCAAGCCGGCGGGACCCCCUGUCGGAGCACUGCAGGCAGUGCAGCAGGUACAGGCAGCGGCUGCGCGGCAACAGGCUCCCCACCUGGCGGGCAAUCCUGGUGGCUAUGGCAAGGGGGUACCUCCUGCGCAGAAGCCUUUGGCCCCUGCGGGACCCCGCAUGGUUCCCUUGCGCUGGGAGGGGCCCCCCUACGGCCAACAGGGUCUACCACCAAUGCGACAGGCACCACCUCCGCCCAUGGUUCCUCCAGGUGCCCAGAUGGGGCCACCCGGUGGAGGGCAGCAACGGCCGAGUCAAAUGACCCCCGCCCUACAGCAGCUGAUACAGACCCUCAAGUCACCUGCCUCACCACAGCAGCAGCAGCAAGUGCUGCACAUUCUCAAGUCGAACCCGCAGCUGAUGGCUGCAUUCAUCAAGCAGCGCAGUCAGCACCAGCAACAGCAGCAACAACAACAGCAACAGCAGCAGCAGCACCAACAGCAGCAACAACAGCAGCAACAAGCACCUCCGCAGCAGCUGAUGAUGGGAGGCCCGCAGCAACCGCCUGGUAUGCAGCAGCCUCCCAUGCAGCAGCAGCCACCAAUGCAACAGCAGUGGAUGCAGAAGCAGCAGCAGCUGCUCAUGAUGCAGCGCCAGCAGCAGCAGUUCCAGCAGCAGCAGCAACAGCAGCAGGGCCCACUACAGGGGGCCUACCAGCGACCUCGGCACUUCUACCAAGGAGGGCCACCCGGUCCGGACCAGUAUCAGCAGUUCGCCCCUCCGCUCAAACAGAGUCCCCUGAGCCCCCAGCAGCUGAUGCAGCAAGUGCGGUCACCGCCGCCAAGCCAGCUAGUGCGCUCGCCACAGCCCUCGCCCAGGCCCAUCCCGUCACCGAGGCAGCAGCCCAUCCCAUCUCCUCACUACCCCAGCCAAACACACUCACCCCACCUCGGUGGGGGGCCUCUGGUGGAAGGCCCCCCCAGUGGCGCUGACCUGAUGCUGCCGCAGGGUGGCCUGGGGGCAGGGCCCAGCCCUAGCCCUGACCUGGCGCCUCCACCGCCGCCCCAGCCGGGGGACGGCUCGGACAUGCUUACACCCCAGGAGCAGCUGAACAAGUUUGUGGAGAACUUGUAGCCCACCGCUGGUGUGCGCAGUGAACUAGAGCUCCUUUGUACAUACCACUGGGCAUGAAGCCCACUGUACAGUUCAACUCCGCAUCAGUUUGUGCUCCUCCUUUUUAUGGAUCAUCGGACACAUCUCGUGGCAGUGGACUCUGCUAGCCAUGGCUGCUGGGCCCUUCAUCUGUACUGUAAAUUCAUCUGCCUUCCUUGCUCUGUACCCAUCCCCCUGUUUAUUAUUGUUCCUCUCCCCCCCCACUUUUUUUUACCAGUGUGUGCACACCCAGUGGGCUCCAAUCAUGAAAAAAAAUGGAGUGUUCUCACCAGUUAAGUUAAAGCAAGUGCUGCCUUUUCUCAAACUGUUCUCAGAAGAGCCUGUGGUCACAUGCCACUUGUGUCUGGGAGGCGGCUGCGUUGUUUCACCUCCGUGUUUGUUUCCAACAUUUUUUACAAAACGCAGUGGUGGUUUUGGUGCCCACUGUGGCACAAGUUAUUUAUUACUUAGUUUCAAGCAUCUCGGGGAGAGUGGUUGGUGCCCCUCCCAUCAUAGAGCCAUUUUUAAAAAAUAAUGAGAGUGUUUGGAGGCCUGUAUAUUGUGUGGAUCAUGUGGGCGCAAACAGACAUUGCGAGGAACAGAAAGAAACCUGGAGUACAUUCCAGUCUGUCCCCUCUCCACAGAGUCCAUUGGUGGGGAAAUCCAGUGAAUCAAGGAUUGUCGACCUCAGGGCGGCGAAAAUGUAUCAUUUUCACUGCCAGCCGCUGCGCAGACUAUUGAGACAAGACCUGUAUAAUUGUGUGGGGGUUACAAGCAGUGUGACGGUAAUAAGCUAGUGGUGCUGCAUUUGGAAAUGGUUAAAUGAAAAAAUGCCUUUUGGAAGGCAAAAUGAAUUGUGUUGAAAACGGCGCCUCAUCUCUAAACAUUGCCCUAUCCUCUCUGAACACACUCAUCCCAUAAACGUGAAAAGCAAAUGUUGCCUUUUGUUGUUUGUACAUUCAUUCCCUAGGGUCGCCGUCUGGUUGGGCGAUGUCUGCAUUGUACAUACUGUACACAUUUCAUGUCUACUGAAUGAAAUAAAAUUUAGGUGCGUUGAUAGAAGGCCACUUUCA
Messenger RNA from Rhipicephalus microplus (southern cattle tick), 8632 nucleotides. RefSeq names its product CREB binding protein nejire (gene nej). Gene Ontology annotation, biological process: positive regulation of transcription by RNA polymerase II. Gene Ontology annotation, molecular function: zinc ion binding; transcription coactivator activity; chromatin DNA binding. The record is from RefSeq and is a predicted model, not a curated record. Gene Ontology annotation, cellular component: nucleus; transcription regulator complex; histone acetyltransferase complex. NCBI's taxonomy places the organism in Eukaryota, Metazoa, Arthropoda, Arachnida, Ixodida, Ixodidae.